ACACAACGAGUCAUUAUUGCGAUACAGUUGUCGCAUCCGAGUGGAUCCAUUUUUCUCGCGUUACGAAAAUCCCAUUUUUGGGAAAUUGAGUUGCUUACGUGAAACGAUCCGUUCAAGUGACUGGAGAAGAGUUGAUUUUUCUUUCUGGUGCAUUCAAGUGACGUUUGAUGUAAGUGCAGUUUCGUUGAAUCGUGCUCUAAUUUAGUGCUUUGGAGAAAAUCAAGACGAUAUCUUUAGGUUGAUAGUGCAGUAGCACGUAAUCUAGCGUGGUUAGAGGCAGUGUGGGAAAGUCUCGACUGUGAGAAGAAAUCAAUCUGCCAUACGGCAGUGGGAGACUAGUGGAUCAUAGAUAUAGAUAUUGGAAACUCUGGGAGAGUGGCGAAGGAAAAAUUGAUUUAAUAUAAUACAAGGCAAGAAAGCUGCUUUUGUGGUGUGGAUUGUGAAUUUAAACGUGGAUAUUAUCAAGUGCAUUAGGGAUUUAUGAUUUUACGUGAUUCAGUUCAAUAAUUUGGAUAUAUAUUUUGAACAUCUGGAAACCUGUUCCCUCAGUUCUAAUAGUUUAACAUCGCCAUCGUCGACCAGCCGGACGUUCUAGCGGAAACGAAGAAAGUGCUUCAAAUCAGUCAACAUGAAUCGAUCGUCACGCGAUUACCGUUGUGCGUAGAAAUCUCUCUCCAGACCGUGGAGGGAGAUAAUAUGAUUUUGGAGGUUUGGUCCCUCAGUGUACAGGCGGACCAGUGCGACCCGGCGUCGCGAACUACACACUCGGUGUACAAUCGUAUGGGACUAUUGUUGAAGUCUUUGCUUUCGGUUACACGGUCAACUCCCGCGUACAAACUUUCCCGUCGGCAGAGUGCGGAUUCGUAUCAAAUUUUCUAUCGGAUAUAUAUUGGCGAGCCGCAGACCCAUCAGUUGGGCGAUGGUCACAAGCAGAUACGCGUCGGACAGUUGUGCACCCAAAUUGGAACGCUAGCCAUGGCAGUAGCCUACCGAACCAAGAUGACUAUCUCGCCCACGCAAACCGGACGGGACAACACAAUUAUGCUGAAGAGUGACCACUUCCUCAAGGAUAUCAGCCCCAAGCACAUCCGGUACAACUUCAACAAGAAAAAUGAAAAGAAAAUGAUCGACAUGGACAAACCGAUGCGAUGCGGUGCCUUCGUGGACCCAUCGCGAGUCAAGCUUCCGUACACCGGCGACGACUACAUUCUCAAGGAGACGCCACCCUUCCAUUGGUUGCUCCCGAAGCCCAAGGACGACACAAGUUCCCUCAAGAGUGGCACCGAUGAGGACCGGCAGUCAAUCAAUUCGCCAACCGCCCCAUCGGGACCGGUGGCAUCCGACGAGAACUUGUCCUCCAACGCAAACAACCUCAACAACGUGAACAACAACAGCCAGAACAGUCAGAAGGGAUCGCUUGAAUCGACGGUAGUCGCGGCCCCCGUGAACUUCCGGUUGUCACAGUCACCCAAGAGCGGCGACUCGAACCUCACUGCCGGGGUGGUGGUAGCAGGAGCCACCGGUACGACGACAGGAUCCAACUCCGGUUCGCCACCGCCCUCGUUGACCGGCGAGUUCCGGAGGUCGUCGCGGUGGUCCAUCCGGGACACGGCAGCCGAGAACGAACGGUUGCUCAAAGAACUGCACUUCCCCUUCGCCGCAUCCAACUCGCCCAUCGGUGACCUGGCCAAGUUCUUACGCGACUGCUCCAACCCACCGCCCCUGCAGGAGUUCAACCAGCUGUCGAACGUGAUUUCCAACGUCGACGACGAAGAGGCCCCGAAUGCCGACGACGGUGGCCGGAUAUUGGCCGGUGCCGAUGAGGAUGAAGACAUCGACGACGUGACGCGACAGCUGGAACAGUUCGAAACCAGUUUGCCGGAGUUCGAAACGCUGGUGACGUCCCUCUGCCAGACGGUGGACAGCAAUUCCAACAGCUAAAAGCCUCGGAACGGACCAGCAGAGCUUCUUCUUCGUUCCGGGUCUCGCGAGAGACGUUGUUGACCUGUUGAUUCUAGUGCAGUGGGGCGGGUAUAUUAUUGCAGUUUUUCUUAGUCGUUUAAGAGAGAACAGUCUGAUUGAUGAUAUUCAUCUAUAAACCAUUUUUUAUUUUUAACUUGAUUUUUUCGUAGGCUUAGGAGAUACGGUAGCUUAGCGGCUAAAAUAUGAUAAGGACAAUUAUAUCAUUUUCAGUUUUUGGGACAGGUAAAUUGUGUAUUAUAGUUAACCGAUCGAGGGGAGUAGAUAGCGUAGGGAGAGCGAGAAGAGUUACUAAAUGCUGUAAAUACUUUGGAGAGGGCUUUUUAUUCGUUAGAAAGACGUGGGACGUGGAUCAUGCGAGGGAAAACGAAAGAAAGGAUUUACAAAAGAUAGUACACAAUAUUUAAGAGAAAAGAAACAAAGUUCCUUAUCUUCAUUGCUUUACUUCAUUCUAGAAUUGGCCUUUUACUCUGUUUUCAUUGUCCUUAAAAUAUUGAGUAAUUAGAACCUUUCUUAACAUUUUCUCUGAGUCAUAGCUGUAAAUAGUAAAGCAAACCCGAGAGCAUAUUCGAUUCACUCGUUUGUCGAUUCAUCGUUGACGAUUCAAAUUUCAGUUUCGCUGAUGCUGGUUGGCAGAUUUAGCAUCUGAUGACUUCUUUGCCAAUUCGGCGUCUGUUCCAAACCGUUACUUGAAAGACUCUACAAAAGAAUUAGUCGAUGCUGCUCUUCGUAAUCAAAUGUAAGCUUAAGCCUAAAGAAUCAGUUAUUUGAUGUUUUAUAAGACGCAGAGCAUAUUUUAAAUCUUAACUUUAUUUUAUAAUCAAACAAGUAAAAGUAGCAAAUAAGCAGGGCUUAAUCGCUUUACAGCCAUUGUUUUUUAAACCCUUUUCUUUAGCCGCCUAAAUCUAUUCUUUUCUAUGUCCAUCAACCAAAAUUUGCACUUAGCACAGUCUCAUUAUCUUAUAAUCCUCACUCCAUUCAAAGACUGAAUGUAAAAGUUUCCAUUUAUCGAUAAAAUUCAGUUUCUUUCCAAACCUCUAGAAGAACGAUCGAGGGAGAAUUAAUCAAACCAUUUAUACUACGAUUCAGAUGAUCGGCAGCAAACCAUCGACCGCUAGUAGAGGUCAUGGCCACCGAUCAAAUGGAAACGAUUGUUAAUGCACUGUUGCUCACUGAAGAUUCGAAAUUUAUUUGUCGCAUAGCUCAACGGUAAUAUGACAAUUUAUGUCACCAUACUAUUCUAUUCAGAAAUUAUCUAAAACGAAAGACCUGCAACAGAACGGCGCAGGAUAUAGUGCUUUAUAAUCAUCAGUAGCGAGAGCGAGUAUCGUUUAGUCGCAUAUUGAAACAUAUACAUGUAGAGAUCAUCCAAUCUAAAAUCGAAAAUCGCAAACAUUUAUCCAUCAGAGUAAUUUCAUAGGUUUUUGUUUCCCGUACCAAUCACACCCGGACAGAAUUGAAUAAAAGCAGAUUGUUUAUUGUGUAAU
Messenger RNA from Aedes aegypti (yellow fever mosquito), 3467 nucleotides. Its product is annotated as autophagy-related protein 13 homolog. Bases 697 to 1941 code for a protein of 414 amino acids. NCBI's taxonomy places the organism in Eukaryota, Metazoa, Arthropoda, Insecta, Diptera, Culicidae. Gene Ontology annotation, cellular component: extrinsic component of membrane; phagophore assembly site; Atg1/ULK1 kinase complex. The transcript has 5 exons. The record is from RefSeq and is a predicted model, not a curated record. Gene Ontology annotation, biological process: mitophagy; protein localization to phagophore assembly site; autophagosome assembly.